Molecule: messenger RNA, 2814 nt
Organism: Periophthalmus magnuspinnatus
Lineage: Eukaryota; Metazoa; Chordata; Actinopteri; Gobiiformes; Gobiidae
Product: core histone macro-H2A.1
Exons: 9
Coding region: 289-1392 (367 amino acids)
Cellular component (GO): nucleosome
Molecular function (GO): structural constituent of chromatin; protein heterodimerization activity; DNA binding
Source: RefSeq, a predicted model, not a curated record
UAGGUCCAAUAUCGCGCUGUGGAGGAGUCACCGGCUCGUCUCACGUGUCUUUGCCCUGAACAGUGAGCGCGUAAAGGGUUAAAGCUCACCUCUUCGCCGCGGAUUGAGAUUCCGCGCGGCAGGUUCCGCUCUCGGCGCGCUCACUCCGCGGGCAGCGCUGGCUCGGGCUCGCUGUGGAUUGUGGGAGUCGAGUCUAGGACACUACCCAGGCUGUUACCGGAGACGCGAAGACGCAUUCCCUCCGCUGUGCUCGCCUCGUUUGUCCUGAGUCGGUAGCAGAGCGGCGCCAUGUCGAGCCGAGGAGGAAAGAAGAAGACGACCAAAACGUCGCGCUCCACCAAAGCCGGCGUGAUCUUCCCCGUGGGACGAAUGCUGCGCUACAUCAAGAGAGGACUCCCCAAGUACCGCAUCGGGGUGGGGGCUCCGGUGUACCUGGCCGCCGUCCUCGAGUAUCUGACCGCUGAGAUCCUGGAGCUGGCAGGAAACGCAGCCCGAGACAAUAAGAAGGGUCGCGUCACACCUCGUCACAUCCUCCUCGCCAUCGCCAACGACGAAGAGCUCAACCAGCUGCUCAAAGGCGUGACAAUCGCGGCUGGAGGAGUCCUGCCCAACAUCCACCCGGAGCUGCUGGCCAAAAAGAGAGGAGCCAAGGGAAAACUGGAGGCGCCGGUGUCUCCUGCUCCAGAGAAGAAGCCCAAGAAGAAACCAGCCACCAGGAAACUGAGCGGCAAGAAGCUCGGCCGCCCCAAGAAGCAGACUGGAGAGGUCAGCAAGGCGGCCUCAGCAGACAGCACCACAGAGGGUGCAAUCGGGGACAGCUUCACUGUCCUGUCCACCAAGAGCCUCUUCCUGGGUCAAAAGCUGAACCUUAUCCACAGUGAGGUCAGUAACCUGGCCGGCUUCGACGUGGAGGGCGUCAUUAACCCCACCAACGCCGAACUCGAACUCAAGGACGAUUUGGGAACUGCUCUGGAGAAGAAAGGAGGCAAAGAGUUUGCAGAAGCGGUACAGGAGCUCAAGAAGAAAAACGGCCCCCUGGAGGUGGCUGGGGCGGUGCUGACGUCGGGCUUCGGUCUCCCUGCGAAGUACGUGAUCCACUGCCACAGUCCCGGCUGGGGCUCGGACAAAUGUGAGGAGCUUUUGGACAAAACCGUGAGGAACUGUUUGGCUUUAGCCGACGAGAAGAAACUCAAGUCUGUGGCCUUCCCCUCCAUCGGCAGCGGACGGAACGGCUUCCCAAAGCAGACAGCAGCGCAGCUCAUCCUGAAGGCCAUCUCCAGUUAUUUCGUGGCGACAAUGUCUUCCACCAUCAAAACGGUUUACUUCGUCCUGUUCGACAGCGAGAGCAUCGGCAUCUACGUCCAGGAGAUGGCCAAGCUCGAGACCAGCUAAGGCUAAUGCUCACGGCUAACAGCUAAAGCUAACGCAGUCCUCUGUACAUGAAGAAUCUUUCUAAGGCUGGGAAUUGUUGACAAAAUUCAUAAAUAAUUUCAGUUUUUGUGUCGUGUUCUGAAAAUUUCAUGUUAUUUUUGCCUUUAUUUAAACAGGCAAAAACAGCACUGCAGAGAUUUCAAAUUUCAGACAAUUAAAUGCCAAAAGAAUGAUCAAAUUAUGUUUUAUAUAUAUCUAUACCUAGAAUAUUACGGUAGCUUUUAUUACAGCAAAACUAGUCACUGUGAUUUGGCCAAUUUUUGCGCCAGAUGCCCUCCCUUUCACACCCUACAUACUACAUACUGUGACUGAAGUAGGUUUAAGGGGUGAAGUGUCAUGAGGACAGUGAGGUUUGAACCACCACCGUCUCGUUUGUGGGUGAAUGCUUCGCUCACUUCAUCUUUGUCAGCCAUUUAAAUGCAAAAAAAUGAAAGGCAAGCUAUAAAAAAGUGGUUGAUAGAACUGUUUAAAAAACUUCUAUCCUCUGCUCCACCUGACCCUCUCCUCUGCACCUCUGACCUUCUCCUCUGCAUCUUCUUCUCCUCUGACCCUCUCCUCUGUCCCUCUGACCCUCUCCUCUGUCCCUCUGACCCUCCCCUCUUUAUCCUCUGCUCCUCUGACCCUCCCCUCUGCAUCUUCUUCUCCUCUGUCCCUCUGACCCUCUCCUCUGUCCCUCUGACCCUCCCCUCUUUAUCCUCUGCUCCUCUGACCCUCUGACCCUCUCCUCUGCAUCUUCUUCUCCUCUGUCCCUCUGACCCUCUCCUCUGUCCCUCUGACCCUCUCCUCUCAUCCCCUGAAUAAUGUUGCCGCUUUAGUCAGUGUGUUAGUUAUUCAUAAACGGUCCCUUUAAUUAUUAUAAGAUUCCAUGAUCGUGCAUUAUAUUUUGGAGAUUUGUGGCCUCUGCAGUGCUCAUCGGUUCCUAUUGUGUGUUUGUACGUGUUAUAUUGAUGGAGUAAUUGUGAAACUUUAUGGUAAAAAAAAUAUGGGACUGUAGAUUUUUACUUUGAUUUUCAUAAAGAUCCUUUAAGACGCAGAAAGAAAAAACAUGAUUAAGUAGAUUCUGUGUUUCUGUCUUUGUUCGACCCCAUUGCACUUGUAGCUGCUUUAGAUUUUUGUUUUGUUUUUUUCCACUGUUCCACCUCUAGAUGGCGCUAUAUAGUUUACAAUUGGACUGGCUCCUCCAUGGUUUUCCCUGCAGCAGAUUUGAGUUGGGAUUUAAUUGGGACUCAUCGAGGAUCUAAACACGGACUGCGCUAUUUCCGCGGCAUUUUGGACUUUUCCGAAUUACCUUUUCUUAUGUAAAAAAACAGAAAUGUAAAAUGCUUUCUAAGGAUUACAAAAGCUCUGUACACUCAAGUAAUAAAAUCAUUGAAAAACUCACAA